This is a messenger RNA of Phytophthora infestans T30-4, 927 nucleotides long. RefSeq lists its product as uncharacterized. Gene Ontology annotation, molecular function: nucleic acid binding. The transcript has 4 exons. Bases 1 to 927 code for a protein of 308 amino acids. The record is from RefSeq and is a predicted model, not a curated record. NCBI's taxonomy places the organism in Eukaryota, Oomycota, Peronosporomycetes, Peronosporales, Peronosporaceae.
AUGGCAAGCCGACGCGAUUCAAUCGCUCUGUGGAAGAAGAAAGAGGUGUUCGAUUGGGUCAACUCAGCAGGGAACGGUAUUCCAAGCCGAGCGGUGUCGCACUUUAGAAGUUGUGGCUGGGAGCUCGAUCCAGGAACUGUGAGGCGCUGGUGGCGCAAUUGCGAAGACAUUUGGGCAGCUAAACCUUACCAGCAACGGCUUUCCGGUGGUGGCCGCAAGAAAGCUCUCGGGGAGCUGGAAGAUCUACUUCUUGAAGCGAUCGCCAGCUUCAACUUCACACACACCGUUUGGGUGGACGAGACUGCAGUGUACUUUGAAGACGCUCGUGAGCAGACUGUCCAGAUUCGCGGUAGCCGUCACGUUGUUGUGAAGUCGACCGGAUUUGCGUCUAUGCGCGUUACGGCAGUUCUAGCCAUCACUGCAACGGGUGUAAAGCUACCAUCGCUUGUUAUCUGGAAGCAUAUAAAUGGAUCCCGCAAGAUUUCAAAGGUUGGAGGCACAAAAGUAGCCUAUCAGCCCAAAGCCUGGGUUGAUUCAAAGCUACUCUGCAAUUGGAUCGACACAGUGUUUCCGCGUGUGUUGCAAGCCGAUGGCAAGGCUCUUGUAUGGGAUAGCAUGAGGGUGCAUAUUUCCAAGAAAGUCAAAACCAAGUCACCAUCGGCUGUAUCUCGCAACGAGACACGAUCACUGCAGCAUGUUGUCGGGGUAGCGGAUCGGGCUCGCUGCGUAGCUUGGAUGGAGGACAACGCUGUCGAGGAUGGAGAGAAGGGUCUCUACGGUCGUACGGUCGACCAGUUCCCGUCCCUCUUCUGGGCCACCGACCGCCGCGUCAACCUUAACAAGGCGCGAGACUGGUGGGCGAAGCGCAAGCUGCACUGGACGACGGCCAGUAUUGUAGGCGACAUUGAACAUUGGGCCAGAAUCUAG